GAGAUUUUACCCAUAGAGAAGAAAACCAAAGAUGGAACGUCUCCACUUUCACAUAAAGAAAUUAAAUGUAAUCAUGAAAGUAUCAAAGAACAUUCUAGAAGUUCUCUGUCACCAAAACAAUUGGACAUUUCUCCAAACAAACAAGGCAGCGUCACAAUAUCUCUUGCUGCCUACAGAAGAAUGAAAGAGAAGAAAGAUGUGGAGAAACAAGCUCCGCAAGAUGAUCGUAAGAAAAAUGUCAGUUCUUCGGAAUUAAAAGAAAAGAAACGUCAUAGUUACCAAACACACAAUGGUAAUAAGGAGAAAUCCCGGGAAAGAUGUGAAAUGGAUAGUAGUGCAAAUUCUAGGAAGAGCAAUAGAAGGAAAGGUGAGGCUGCAAGUGCUACACUUAAUGUAUUAUCAGUUGAUGAACAGAACAGCUGUUCUAGUGGUAACAUUAAAAAGCAGGGAAAUGACCCUCAUCCAUUAUCCAUAGGGGUUAGUAGAAAGGAAAUUGUAGAGUCUUCUCGAUUACAGACUAACAGUACCACUGAUGGGCUUAGUUCAGUGAAGUCUUUGAAAGUUAAAAAGAACUCUAACAAGUUGGUCACCAGUUCUCAAUUUAAACAACAUUCUUCCAGCUUAGGUAAGAAAUCUUCGACAACCAUUUGCGGACCAGGUAAGAAACGAGAAAACUCUAAAGUUUCCAGUGCUUCCCAGCAGCAGUCUGUGUCUCACAUAUGUCAGGACAAAGAUGAUAGUUCAAACAGAAAGAGCCCUCGUUUAGAAAGGUUAUCUCAGACUCCUGCUAAACCUAGAAAAUCAGAAAGUGAUGUCAAUGGUGAUGUUUGUAAAAGUUCAAAGUUAUCCUUUUCUGAUGACCAUGUUGUGAACCUCAGAUACAAAAAUGAACAUUCAGGGGAAACUAAAGUUUCAAAAUUGGUGUCAAAAAACUCUUCCAAAUCAUCGUCAAGCCUUAAGAUUAAAAUUCCAAAAGAAAAAAUUAAUUCUCAUAAUCAAGAUUCUAAGUCAGCCAUGCAGCACAGAAAGGAUUUAACAAUCCCCAUUCCCAAAGUGAAUGUCGGUGUAGAAGAAAGUCCCAGAGGACCACCUCUUUCAACAGAAAAUAGUGGUUCCUCUGGUUCUACUUUAAAGUUAGUAAUAUCAAAAGACAGAAUUAAUUCAAGUUCACACAGUAAAACUAUUUCCAAGCUUGAAAAGGAAUCUAGGAAAAGAGAGCACGACCCAAAAGGUUCAACUAUAAAAAAAUUCCCAAAACUAUCAAAAUUGGAUAGUUGCUCUUCAUCAGGCCAAAAAGGAGGGCAGUACGAGAAAGCUGAGUCAGUUUCCAACUUGAAUCCCUUAAAAAAGCACAGACACAGGCAGAACAAGGCUGGUCAUGCAGAGGUACCUCGUGGUCACCAGCAUACAGAUGAAGUGGGAUAGAUGCAUCAAAGGAAUAGAAUUACUCAGCCAAGACUUUCUCAUCCUCGGUACACGAGGAGUACACAUCAAGGAAUCCCAUUCGAACAGUAUUAUCCUUGUCAACACGUGUCCACGAACAUAGGUAACUAUCACCAUCAAGCUGUUUCACGGUCUUUUGGUCAUUCAGGGCCAACAUCACCCCCUCCAGAACAGCCUCCACCUCUGCCAGAGUAGCAAAGAGAAUUGAACAAUAGAUAUUUCCCUGUUGAUUGUAGGGAUAUUUUAUUGUAAAGAUACGAAAAUCAUUUCAAAUGGUGCAGUAUGUCAUACUUCAUAUAAUAAACUUGCAUGCAUUGUGAGAAAAACAAUGUGCAGUAUAUCACACAUCAUAUAACAAACAUACAUACAUUGUGAGAAAAUCAAUGUGCAAUGUAUCAUAUAUACUAAAUAUAAACAUGCAUGCAUCAUGAGUAAAACAAUGUGCAGUAUAUCAUUUGA
This is a messenger RNA of Limulus polyphemus (Atlantic horseshoe crab), 1902 nucleotides long. RefSeq names its product micronuclear linker histone polyprotein-like. The annotation marks the transcript as partial. The transcript has 2 exons. Lineage: Eukaryota; Metazoa; Arthropoda; Merostomata; Xiphosura; Limulidae. The record is from RefSeq and is a predicted model, not a curated record.